Molecule: messenger RNA, 1434 nt
Organism: Penaeus monodon (black tiger shrimp)
Lineage: Eukaryota; Metazoa; Arthropoda; Malacostraca; Decapoda; Penaeidae
Product: patj homolog
Exons: 6
Coding region: 1-1434 (477 amino acids)
Molecular function (GO): protein binding
Source: RefSeq, a predicted model, not a curated record
AUGCUUCAGAUGCCGGACAUGGGCGCAAAGUCCCGGGCCAAACUGUACCCCCAGUCCGGGCGCCCGCAGGCCCUCAGGUUCCACGCCAGGAUGGGCGAACUCCCCAGCAGCGAGGCCAUUCGAACAGCUCUCGGGGACCUCGAAAUGAAUGUGGAAGACCCAGUCAUGGUGGAGGCCAUCAACCCAGCACUCUCUGCACCUACCUCCUCGUCAACAAUCAUCGCCGACGUGCCUACCUUCUCCACCAUCUCCAACCAGCCGCUGCAGCCCCCAGUUUUAUCCUCCGGGAUGAACUCCUCCUAUGCGACCACCACCAAUGUGCCUCAACUGUCCUCUGGCGUCCCUCCGUUGUCCUCCGGUACCAGUACAGACAUCCGACUCGAAGACAUUGAGUUGAUGAUAGACAGCAAUUACUCGGGAGAGCUGCGACCCUCCGUGGAGAAUGCCAUCAAGCGGAAAUGGUCAAGGAUCGUUGGACCUGAGUUCGAGAUAGUCGUUGCCCAAUUAAGCAAGUUUGAAGAAGGGGGUGGCCUGGGCAUUAGCCUCGAGGGAACAGUGGACGUAGAAGGAGGAAGGGAGGUUCGUCCACACCACUACAUCCGCUCCAUCUUGCCCGAUGGUCCAGUUGGAAAGAAUGGGCGUCUGUGCAGUGGUGAUGAGCUCUUAGAGGUUAAUGGACAGAAGUUGCUUGGCCUAAAUCAUGUUGAAGUUGUUGGAAUACUGAAAGAACUCCCAGGAUCUGUGCGCCUUGUUUGUGGUCGACGAGCCCCAGGUGCACCACCUCCACUUCACCCUAUUGAUGCUCCUACAGCUGAUCGGGACACGUUUGCUGCAAGGAAUAUCCUUGGUGGUUCUCUCCAAAAUCUUAUCCCUGGAUCGGAACGCCUCGUCAAGGCCAAGUCUGAUGGAUCCUUGGCAUCCUCAGCCACUGCAGCCACAAAUGAUACUUCCUUCAACCGCAUGAAGAGCCGCAGCCUGGAACCGCUAACUGGCCUGGCUAUGUGGAGCUCUGAGGCUCAGAUCAUUGAGUUGAUGAAGGGCGAUAGGGGAUUGGGCUUCUCUAUCUUGGAUUAUCAGGAUCCACUAAACCCGCAAGAAACAGUGAUAGUGAUUCGCUCACUUGUUCCCGGGGGUGUGGCAGAGAAAGAUGGCCGUUUGAUACCCGGUGACCGCCUCAUUGCUGUCAAUGGAACCAAUCUAGAAAACGCAACUCUUGAUCAAGCAGUAGCAGCCCUGAAGGGAGCACCAAAAGGCCCUGUUUCAAUCGCUGUAGCCAAACCAAUCAGCGUUCUGGAAUCGACUGGUCAGGUGAGUAGUGCCACUGAUCCUUCUCAGGGUAAUGAUGGCGAGAGUUAUCAGACAGGGUUUGAAAGCCCUGGGAUGCUGGGGGUGUCUCCUGGAGGUUCUGCACUGGUUAAAUCGGAGAGCUUUUAA